AAAAUAAACACACAGCUAACGGCUAACUGCUAACAGGGCUCGCGAAGGGGCGAGCGCACUGCGCCAAAACACAUUAUAAUCGUCCCAAGUUCUUACCAGUUAUAUUAUAUUCAGCAGUGCAUUGUUUAAUAAAUCGUAAAUCAACGAGACUACAAAACACCGAAGAUGUUGAAAAGUCUGACACUGGGAACAGAAGAUUAUAACUAAACCGCGCAGGUGAGCUCCUGUCCAGGCACAUUGGUCCAUGCUCGCUGGACCUCUGGGCUUUGGGCUCAACUAGCAUGAAGAUGGCUGACUCGGACAAGGCAGAGGAUUUUGUGGAUGCUGAGUCCCCCACAGAGUGCCUUGAUGAAGCACAAUCAACCACAGGCUCUGCCCAGGAUGAGCAUCUGAAGACAGAGACCACCACCAGUACCAGCUCACCCCCCAGGGAAAAGGAGGCAGACAGCCCCUUGAAUACAGAGGGUGAGCUGAGUCUCCUCUCCAUGCCGUGCCUGAUGAAGGAGCUCCGCAGAGACUCCCCAGAGUCCCAGCACGCCUCCACAGGGAGCGACAAGCCCGCAUCUCUUCAUAUCGAUGAGAGCGACUCCUCAAACCCCUGCAUGAUGUCCCCCUCCUCCAGCGGACACCUUGCUGACUCAGACACACUCUCCUCAGGGGAAGAAGGGGCCACUCCUUCCACAGGAAAAGACGAAGAAGGAAACAUGGAUACGACAAACGAUGGGCAGGCGACAGGAAAGCAAUCAUCUUCCUCAGCGACGGGAGGGAGGAAGGCCCGGCGGUUACGUUCAGAGAGCGAGAUGCCGCACAAUGCACUGGCUGCAAAGAAAAACCGCUGCCAGCCCACCGUAGUAGCUGCGGGAGGGCCGGAAAAACAAACCAAUGGCAAGCUGGCCAAAGUGAAAGGUCACCGGAGCCAGAAACACAAGGAGAGGAUGCGUCUGCUGAGGCAGAAACGUGAGGCGGCGGCACGGAAGAAGUACAACCUGCUGCAGGACAGCAGUACGAGUGACAGCGAGCUCACGUGCGACUCCAGCACCAGCUCCUCUGAGGACGACGACGACGACACUUCAGGAGGCAGCAAGACAAUCAAGACAGACCUUACAGACGGGCUUCCGAUAGUGGGUCACUAUGAUAUUUCAGACACUGAUUCUAACCAGGAGAGUAUGAGUGUGGACACAGUGCGGCCCUCGGUGAUAAAGCAUGAGCUAAAAACACACAGAGGCCAGGAUAUGGCAGCUCACUCUGGGUGUAUAAGAGCUCUGUGCUCUCUCUCAGGCCACGUGGAGGCAGAGCUGUCGCACAAGGGAAGUUCUCUACACCACAAGGGCCAGAUUCACAUCGCCUCCUCCGACAGCGAGGUGGAGAUAGUCGGAGUGCAGGAGAAAGCACGGUGUGCCCACCCGUGUGGAGGCGUGAUAAAGAGCCUGUCCGGCUGGAAGGAGAGCUCCGUGGAGCAGCUCAUCAGCACAAACCAACCCCAGCUCUGGACUACUGUUUCCCCUCAGCCCAACUGGGUGUCCCCCCCCGAGGUGGUGGACCUCACACUGGACGAGGACGCGGGACACAAAUACCUUCUUUAAUUUAAAGAAGCAGCACACUGAAGACUCCUUCCUCCUCCUUCUCCUCUUUUGCCUUGCCUCCAUGUUACGGCUGAAAUCCUUCCCGUAGAAUCGGCCUCGCCUCUCGUGGACUCUUCCUGCUCCGGAGUGUGUUUUUAAAAAAAAAACUCCCUGUCAAAAGAAAUCAAUUGUAUCAAAGCCAUUCUACUGACGUGAUUCCCUGAUCAGCUCUGAAUUUAGUCGUAAUAAAAAAAAUGGCACAGCAUUUCAUGUGCAGGUGGAAAUGUGAGUAAGAUGUAUCUGUUAAUGAUAUCAAUAUCCUACCUUCAUUUAUACCUCAGUCACCCCUCCGUGUAGGCUGUCUCUCGGUGUUGUGUGCUUGCAAUCUGUGUAGAGAACACAUCCAGUUGCUGCUUGAGGUCAUGAUCACAAAAUGGCGGCUUCACUACGGACUCUGGAAGGCACAUUUUCAGAUUUGGCAUUUUGUACCUGCAGCUGAGACACAAACGGCAGCUGGUACACUUUUUCUUUUGGUCGUACAGUAGACCACAAAGUCGGCUUUGUACCGAUUUCUAAGGGUCAAUUUUCAAAAGUCUCACCACUGGUUUCACAUUGUGUUCAAACUGCAUGGCUUCACAUACAGGUUUAAGGUUAUCUUAAAGAAUUGCUUAUCAUUUUUGGGAAAUAUUCUUAUUCACUUUCGUGUUGAGAGAUUCUUGUACAGCAACAUAUGUCCUUGUCUCGAUAAAACCCCGAUGCAUUUUACAAUGUGUAGUCUCUGUGCAUGUGCUGUGACCGAUGUCUAGUGUCAAGACAAUUCAAUAAAUCAUUGAAGUGGAGGAUAGUUGCAAAAGUGGCUGCCAAGUUUGCCCAAAGAAUCCUCCCAGCAGCAAAGCUCAAUAAUUAACACGUUGUUGGAUUGAAACAAGUGUAAAAAAGGACAAUUUGUUGAGUUGUAUUAGUUAUUUUCCUGUCUCCACUCUUUGUGCUAAGCUAACAUGCUAAUCUGGAUCUCUCAUCUAGUCGUCACUCUAGCAAAUAAGCGUAUUUCCCAAAAUGUGUUUCUUUUGAAAUCCACAGUUAUUACAAUCCGUACGUUUUUACCAAACAAGCAGAAAACCACUGGUAAACAAACACUACACAAUCUGACUUAGUUUCACCGCAGCACUACCACAUGUUGGAGGUGUGUCGGCGAUAUACAUCUAGUAUUUAUAGGUUGAAAGCCACAGAGAGACGUAGUUAUCAGUGAAUGUAUGAACUUAUUGUUAGCAUGCUUUUUCCUGAGUGGAUGCAACCUUCCUUGAAUCUCUGGGGACCCUUUACAAACAACUGAAGAAAUGUAUCUUCCAUUGAAUACUGCAAAGCAAGAUGGCUGCCUGAAUGCCUUGAAAAGUGCACUAUUUUUCUUUGAGAAAAGCUUAUUCUUUUACCUUUAAAAAGCAGCGGAUCUCAACAAUAAAUAUUUUAAUAAUAGAUGUGAAUUUUAGCACACACACACACACACACACACACACAAAGUAGUAUACGACGUGGUGUUGAGUUUGUAGAGGCGUUUAUAGAAAGAGUUUUACUGUAUGAACCGUUUCGACCCUGAUCCUCGGGGCCUGCCUGCUCUCUCCUGUGGUCUUAUCUCUGUCUUCAUGCGGUCACGCUGGGCUUACAUUUUACAAACUAUCAAACUUUACACACUGUUCAAACACUUGGGAUCUACUUUAUGUCAGAUUGAAUAACGUCUACUUUCCUACAAGAGAUGUUAAGAGAGUUAAAUAAUCAAAUGAAUUGACUUCUGCUGGUCACAGAAGCGAAGGGAAUAUAUAAGAAACCAAAGUCUAAAUGGAAUUUACGUUUCGUCUUAUUUCUGAAUUUGAAAUUUGCUUCCAUAUUAUUUUUUUUAAUUUGCUCUGUAGGUCUAAAUUUGUUGUGAAUUGAAAUCUGUUUGAAAGUCAAGAUACAGUUUGUGAUUUUUCUUUUUGCUUGGCCAGUCAUUUCCACUAAAUGCAGCUUCUGACAAUUCUUCACUUUUCAAAAACACAGUUCUAUUGUUCCUUUUAAAAUGUUCUUGGAUGUCUUUUGUGAUGGUUUGGUUGCACAUAGCAUGUUGGGUCACAUCUCACCUCAAGUCCGAUAUUAUCCUCAUUACCAGUCAUUUAGCUUUGCUUUGUUUUUAUUUUACUGUCAGUAUUUUAAAUUAACAACAAAAAAGGUGUUUAUUUUGUUGCUUUUGCAAGUCCCCGACUUCCUUGAAAGUAUGUCUGUAGAACAAAAAAGAAACUAUUUUAAAACUAAAUAAAUAGAGCGUUAUUUAAUGAG
Molecule: messenger RNA, 3872 nt
Organism: Trematomus bernacchii (emerald rockcod)
Lineage: Eukaryota; Metazoa; Chordata; Actinopteri; Perciformes; Nototheniidae
Gene: ark2n
Product: chromosome unknown C18orf25 homolog
Exons: 5
Coding region: 282-1583 (433 amino acids)
Biological process (GO): ubiquitin-dependent protein catabolic process
Molecular function (GO): ubiquitin protein ligase activity
Source: RefSeq, a predicted model, not a curated record